This is a messenger RNA of Physcomitrium patens, 2088 nucleotides long. RefSeq lists its product as uncharacterized. Lineage: Eukaryota; Viridiplantae; Streptophyta; Bryopsida; Funariales; Funariaceae. The record is from RefSeq and is a predicted model, not a curated record.
GCAAGAUCGAUCGAUUGUGUCAAAUGAUUUUUCUCACCGAUCGAAUGCCGUUCAUGUUGGUUUUUCGGCGCGCUGUUGGUCAUUACAGUGCUUCGGAGAGCCGCGCUUUCGGGGGAUCGUAACCACAAGCUGAAUAUUACCACGAUUGUGGUUGAAAGAAGAGUAUAAACUUACGUUUUCAGUCGAUUUCCGGACUUCUUAUUCCGGCAUCUAUCGUUGCAGACGGAAUUAAUGAGCAUGGAAGCUUCAUUUGAGUCCCGCUUAGAUAAGACAUUUGGCUUUCUAAAUGGUGCUGUAAGCGAUGGAGAUAUACGUUUGUGGCGUGUACAAGAGAGAUCUGUUUCUAAGAAGUCCGGUAAGGGGUCACGUGGAGCCGAGGAGCCUGACAGUGAUGACGAUGAAGAAGAAGCAGACUUUUUGAAGUCUGAAAGAGAUAAGCGCCGUGCGAACCACGGCGAGAGACUGAACACAAGUUUCUUUGGACUGGAAGAUCUGGAGGAGUUAGAGAGUGAAGACGACGAUGAUGUUGAUGAGGACGACGACGAUGUGAAAGAACACAACCGAGUCGUGAAGCGGAAGAAGAGAGGUGGGAAUACACCAAGUAAGGCAGAAGUCAUUGGUAGUACAAGUCAAAUGAUAGGAGGUCCAGGUUCGUCAGAUCCUUCUAAACCUCGUGAAGAGGAUGACGACGACGACGACGAUGUAAGGGAGGUGCGUGAAAUGGUGGGUAUGGACGACACCCUUGACUUUGCGGAUGAGGAAGACGAGUAUGAUAGAGCAGCAGCGGGAAUAGUAGUAGGUAUCAACGAUCGGUUGUUUAUGAAUCAAGUUUGGAAUUACGGCGCAAAUGGCCAGCAGUUAAAUCCACUGCCAACUUCUUUCACUGAAAUGCGUCAAGCAAGUCAUCGUGACUGCCGUGCCAACCACGAAGCUGCUUUAGCACGACUUGAGGAGGAUGAUCGUGAGGCUGCCACCAAGGAAUCGGAAAUAAGACAAUCGAAUCCUGGAGAGGAUUCUAGCUUGGUUGCAAGUCUGCCAGUUGUACAGAACGAUGAAGUAGAAGCUAUGGUCAUCGACAGUGAUGGACAUCAGGACCAGGCGGCAGCAGAAGCUAGAGUUGAAGCACCUGGAGAGUUAGGGACCGCUGAUAGUAAUAAUGAGCGAAAGCCUAAAAAACGUGUGAGAUUUUCCGUGGGCGAGGUUGCAGGAGUUGAGCUCAACGCUGGAAGAUCUGAUGAGCAGGAACCUUUGCAAACAGUUAGUGUGUACCUCAUGUCUGAAGAUCCAGUGCUAUCAACUAGAAGUGCUGAUGGUCCGUCCACAGUUGCGACAUCAACAAAUAGAUCCAGUAAAGUCCCGGAUUACGUGAAGAACCCAUCGAAAUAUAUCCACUACACAUUGGAUUGGUCAGAAGAGGAUGAAGAGCAUGCAAAUCUAGCAGCCUUUCAGGCUACUAGGGCAGUGACUUCGUCAGCUAAAGAUAUGGUUACUAGUGAGCAGGAAGAUGCACGUGUGGAAUCUCAAGGUCCCUUGGCGUCUACCAAAAUCAGCUUCAACCCUCUCGUGUCUAAAAGAAGCUCCAAAGCUCCAAGCAAGGUAAUGGGUAACGACUCCGAGGGCGAUACUGUAGAUCCGCUUAGGGGAGUUCCAUUUAAUGGAGUGGUCAACAUUGCAGCUAAUUUGGAUAUGGAUGGCAACCUAGGAGGUGUAAUUACGAUGGAGGACGAUCAGGUUUUGAGCACCUUAGAUGACUCCACAGGGCAAGGGAAGCGUGGUCGGGUUUCCAGGCGCUAUCGGAACAGAGUGGCUGAUGAUGUUGGAACAGAUUAGGGUUGUGCUGUGCUUGUGUGUACAUCCCUCUGAAAGCAUCAGGGUUCCACAUUCUCUGAUGUAUGUGAAAUUUGACUUCAAUAUUAGCGAGAGUCCCUGGACUCCAAAUCAUCGAGACUUAGUGUUGAUAGGUGUACCCACAAUUUGGGUAGAUUUUUGGUGGCUUCUCUGUACAGUUCUUCUUUCUGCUGAAGUAAAACCUGCAUGAACAUACACACAGAUCAUGCUUGAAGGCUUGGACUCCCAAUUUUUCAUGAA